CAAAACAAGAUGUCUGCGCCCAUGUAGAAAAAAUGAAAAUAUUCAUUAUUACCAUCAUUAUAUUUUCCACGUUACUAGCAUAUUCUGUUUUUCUUAGGAGUUUCAUAUCCCCGAAAAAAGUAUUGGACGACACAUCUUCACAUGAAAAUGUUUUGCAAAAGUUGCACUCAAAUGAUAUUAUGCACCCGAUAUCAAAUGUGUAUAAAAAAAUGUUUUCAGAAGUGCUCUAUGAAAAAGUAGUUAUUGUGUUAAUUGAUGCACUAAGAGUAGAUUUUGCUGGUGGUAAACAGAUGCCAUUUCUUCAAAGUAAAAUAGAACUGAAUGGAAUGAAUUCAUUUGUUGCCAUUGUAAAACCUCCAACUGUUACAUUACCAAGAAUAAAGGCUUUGACAACUGGUAGUAUCCCAGGGUUUGUAGAUGUAGUUAUGAACUUUGGUUCUUCAUCCUUGACAGAGGACAAUGUUGUGACACAAAUGAAGCAUCAUGGGAAAAAGAUGGUAUUUUAUGGUGAUGACACAUGGCUUGAUCUUUUCCCGGACCACUUUGUCAGAUAUGAAGGGACAACUUCAUUCUUUGUAACUGACUACACCGAGGUUGAUAAUAAUGUGACCCGUCACUUGGAAAAAGAACUUUCUGAACUUGAUUUUGAUAUGAUGGUAUUACACUACCUUGGGCUUGACCACAUAGGGCACAUAGCUGGUCCCUUCAGUCCACUCAUAGGUCCAAAGCUAAAAGAAAUGGAUGAUGUUAUUAGAAACAUUUAUCAGGAAUUGAGUAAGACUGAUGUACCCAGUUUAGUGAUUGUGUGUGGAGAUCAUGGUAUGAGUGACCAGGGUGGACAUGGAGGAGCAACAGAAAGUGAGAUAAAGGUACCAGUCAUAUUCCUCAGAACAGGAGAAAUCAGUUCACAGAAGAAAAAGGAAGACAUUCCUGUUCGUGAAAUUGAACAAAUAGAUUUAGCACCAACAUUGUCUAUACUGUUAGGAACACCCAUACCUAAGAAUAAUAUUGGUACAGUAGUUACAGAGGUAUUUACUGGUUAUCAUAUACAACAGAAACUUGUAGCCUUGAUGGUCAAUGGUCUCCAGGUGGCAGAAGUUUUACAACAUAACGUUGCAGACUAUGAAUUAGAUAAAGGUUACCAGUUGUACACCAGGACACACAAAUCAUUUCUGACAUGGAUCAACAGCAACAUGUCAACAGCUGUGAGUCUAGAACAAGGAUUUAAGUUGAGAAAACAGUUUGAAGAUUCUAUAAAAUUGAUGUCAACAAAAGUGUCAUCAUCAAUUACACAGUAUGAUGUUUAUGGAUUGGUGGUUUCUAUUGUUCUGCUCUGGUUGAUUUUAUUUACACUAUUUUCAAUGGACAGACAAAACAAACAAGAUUGGAUCUUAUGGCAGGUGUUCCUUAUUGUAUCACUCAUUGGUACAUUUAGUCACAUGACUGUUUGUACCAGUGAUUGGAUACACAGUGACCUACUUUGUGACUCAACUGUCAUAUCUAGAGGACUUCAGCUAAGCAUGCUGGGAAUUUUUGCUGUGAUGAUGACCUUUGUGAUUUGCACAUUUGUUAGUGGCUCUGUGCUUGCCAUGUUAUUUUCAACUUUUAAGGAUAUUUGCAGCAGAGGAACUAUAUCUAUACUAUUGAAAACUGGUACAGUUAUACACACUUUAAGUUUACUAUCUAGUAGUUUUGUUGAAGAGGAACAUCAAACAUGGUACUUUUUCAUAGUAACCAUUCAUAUUCUGAUAAUUAAAAAUAUGUACCAACAGAUUUUUCACUCAAAAUUUGACAAAACUUUAAACACUUCUCAAAAAGAGAAAAGUCAAAAUGAAGCUGAUCCUGUCAAAUAUGACCUGAAAAAAGAUUCAUUAAAAGAAUACCAGUUACUAAAUACUGAUAAUGAGGUUGAAAGAGAUUUUAAAGAAAUUCAUCUGCUGCAUUCCAAAGUAUACCAUAAUAAAAACAGUUGUAGCAACGAAGUAUUAGGUACAUUAAGGGAAGAACCCAUUCCAUCAAGGAGAAAUAUUGCCAUGGUGAUAGUGGUGUUGUUUUUGUGUCGUCUGAUGAGAAGUUGGAACCAGACAGGAAAUAAAUGGCUGAACAUUCCUGACAUUGGUGAUUGGUUGAUCAGACCAGAGAAUGUAUAUUUGUUAUCAGUAUUAGUUGCUGUUUCCAUAUUAGUGGUGUUCCUGUGUAAACUGAUGUGGAUGAGUAUUCUACAACAGUUUAUCUAUAGUAUAGGACUAGUGUGUGUCUAUCUACACAAAUCAGCCAAUGGAUCUCUAGUUCACAUUUUAUCACCUUCUGAUAAAAAUGGAUGUUUAGAAGCACAGAUAGUGUACACAUCUUUACUGUUGUAUAUUUUAGUAUCAGUGUGGAAUAAAUUUCAAUAUGACAAAGACAAAUACUACAAAAUGUCUUCUGAAGUACACACAGCAUUUAUAUUAUUACUCUUGGUUUUAUCUAGACCUCAUAACAUUAUUUUAGUGGCCAUGAUGGUUGUUCAAGAUCUUUUAAUAGAGUUGCACAUCUGGCCAAACUCAAAAUUCUCUAUAUCUGACUGGACUUUAUAUUUUCUCUGGAUGGGCCAGGGAACAUUUUUUUAUCAGGGAAAUUCUAACAGCAUUUCAACAGUAGAUGUGUCAGCAGGUUACAUUGGUCUCCAUGACUACCAACCCAUAAUAGUGGGAUGUUUGUUGACCCUAUCCUCGUAUGGUGGAAUUAUUUUCUGGAUGUUGUCAUUGUUAAAACUUAUAUAUUGGAAAAGUCAUCAGGAUGAAGACAAAGAUAAUAAGUCAACAAUUAGAAGGUUAAAGAACAAUUUGCUAGAAUGUGUCCAUGUUGUUUGUCUGUUUCGAGCACUGCCUCUGUCUGUCUAUACUGUAUUAGUGACAUUUAUGAGAUAUCAUCUUUUUGUGUGGACAGUCUUUUCACCUAAACUUUUGUAUGAAGGCAUGUUAACAGUUGUCUUGUCUGUGAUAUCCUUUAUUCUGUUAUUGUGCAAUAUUAUUUUAUAGAUGAAAGUAUAUGCCAUUAUUUUUAUCUUACUAUUUAUUAUUUGUUGUUUCAUUACAAUUUACAAAAUUAAUGUGCCAAUAAUUUUUGUAUGAUUUGCAUAAUAAGGACUAGUGAUUGUUUUCUUCUUCUUUACACUAUAUACUGAACUACUUUUGUAAACA
Messenger RNA from Mytilus trossulus (common blue mussel), 3182 nucleotides. RefSeq names its product GPI ethanolamine phosphate transferase 2-like. Gene Ontology annotation, biological process: GPI anchor biosynthetic process. The record is from RefSeq and is a predicted model, not a curated record. Gene Ontology annotation, cellular component: endoplasmic reticulum membrane. The transcript is spliced from 12 exons. Lineage: Eukaryota; Metazoa; Mollusca; Bivalvia; Mytilida; Mytilidae. Bases 33 to 3020 code for a protein of 995 amino acids.